AUGUAUUAAUAAUACAAUCAAAAAAACUAAGUAAAAUUUUGUUAUGAAUUACUCUCAGAAUUAACAAUCCACCAAAAACAAGUGUGCUAUGCUAUUACUUUCAAUCAAAAUAAAUAAUUAGUCUUAGUCUGUUGUGAUCUAAAUAUUAAAGUUUAUCAAUUCAAUGAUGGAUAUUUAAAGUUAAUAUCAAUACUAUCAAAAAGUCGAUUUACUAUCACAGUCCUGAGUUUCUUUAAGAACAACAGAAAGUGUUAAUUUUUAUCAGGUUCGUGUGAUAGUUUUAUAGAAGUUAGAUCAAUAACAUAAUUAAGAAGUCAAAAAUACACUUAGAAAUUGGAUUCACAUAAAAAUGGCAUUAAUUGUUUAGUUAUUGGUUAGGAUUAAAAUAUGUUUUUAUCUGGCUGUGUAGGUUAAGCGAUUAAACUAUGGAGUUGCUUCUAAUAAAACUAACGUAGUUGUCAAUGGUCCUGCUAAUAGACAAUUACAGAUCAUACUAAUUCUGUCUAUACAUUAGAUAUUAAUUCAAAAUAAAAUAAAGCAGUAUCAUGUGGAUAUGAUGACACUAUGUUAAUUAUGGAUAUAAUAAAAAACAUGGAAACUUAUUAAUUGGUUUUGAAAUAAAAGAUUAAAUUACCAAACUUUAGUUAUCGAAUCCUAUUCAUAAAUGAUUCAGAUUUCAUAUUUCAAUCCUAUUCUGCAAAGUUUCUUCAAUUGUUCCAAUAAGAUUAAAAUGAAAAAUAUUUCAUAACAUAUUCUCUACCUGUUUAGUGUAAAUCCUAGCCUUGCAAUAUAUUUUUCUAGCCCUAAUUUAUUUAGUCAAAAGGUUAUUUUGUUUGUAAAAAUAGUUAAAAUCUUAAUUUUGUUUAUCAUAAUCCUGUUAAUAAUGAACUUGUAUUAUUAUAUUCGAUAUAUUUUGAUAAUUAUGAAUAAUAUGGGUCAUUAAGUGAAGAUGGUGAAUAUUUAAUUACUUGGAAUUAGAAAUUAGAACAAAUAGAAAUAAGAAAGUAUAAACUUAUUGAUGAUAAAAAUAAUUGA
This is a messenger RNA of Paramecium tetraurelia, 1035 nucleotides long. RefSeq lists its product as uncharacterized. The record is from RefSeq and is a predicted model, not a curated record. NCBI's taxonomy places the organism in Eukaryota, Ciliophora, Oligohymenophorea, Peniculida, Parameciidae. Gene Ontology annotation, cellular component: cytosolic [4Fe-4S] assembly targeting complex. Gene Ontology annotation, biological process: iron-sulfur cluster assembly. The transcript has a single exon. Gene Ontology annotation, molecular function: protein binding.